Molecule: messenger RNA, 1334 nt
Organism: Rhodamnia argentea
Lineage: Eukaryota; Viridiplantae; Streptophyta; Magnoliopsida; Myrtales; Myrtaceae
Product: syntaxin-71-like
Exons: 9
Coding region: 211-1008 (265 amino acids)
Biological process (GO): intracellular protein transport; vesicle fusion
Cellular component (GO): SNARE complex; endomembrane system; membrane
Molecular function (GO): SNAP receptor activity; SNARE binding
Source: RefSeq, a predicted model, not a curated record
CACAGUACAGGCUGGUUUCAGCUUUCCUCUUCAGCAACCGCUCUCGCACACCGCGUGUUCUUCUCUCUGCGCUAGCUCCAUCAUCGUCUUCGCGACGUCAAAUCUUCCCAUCUCUCUCUAUCUCUCUGCAUUUUCUCGCUUCUGCUCUUCACUGAAGACUUCACCCCUCGGGAGGACAGACGGGAAACCCACCAGCGUUCCGACCAAACAAUGAGCGUGAUCGACAUCUUGACUCGAGUGGACUCGAUCUGCAAGAAGUACGACAAGUACGACGUCGAGAAGCACAAUGACUCCAAUGUCUCCGGCGAGGACGCCUUCGCUCGUCUCUACGCCGCCGUCGAGGCCGACGUCGAGGCUGCCGAGCAGAAAGCUGAGGCCGCUUCCAACGAGAAAAGUAGGGCAUCUGCGGUUGCUCUGAAUGCGGAGUUGCGGCGAACCAAGGCCCGGUUGCUUGAGGAAGUGCCUAAGCUGCAAAGAUUGGCUAUGAAGAAGGUUAAAGGACUUUCUUCUGAAGAAUUUGCUGCUCGUAAUGAUUUAGUCCUUGCGCUGCCGGAUAGAAUUCAGAGCAUACCAGAUGGAACUGCACCUGCACCUAAAAAAGCUGGAGGUUGGACAACUUCUGCAUCACGCCCGGGAAUAAAGUUUGAUUCAGAUGGAAAAAUGGACAGUGACUAUUUCCAACAAUCUGAAGAGUCAAGCCAAUUUAGGCAAGAGUAUGAAAUGCGGAAACUAAAGCAGGAUCAAGGUCUGGAUAUGAUAGCUGAGGGUUUGGAUACAUUGAAAAAUAUGGCUCAUGAUAUGAAUGAGGAAUUGGACAGGCAGGUUCCUUUGAUGGAUGAGAUUGACUCCAAGGUGGACAAGGCAGCUUCAGACUUAAAAAAUACAAAUGUCAGGCUUAAGGAUACUGUUAAUCAGCUGCGGUCUAGCCGGAAUUUCUGUAUCGAUAUAGUUCUUUUGUGUGUAAUUCUGGGUAUCGCUGCCUAUUUGUACAAUGUAUUGAAAAAAUGAAAGCGGUGCCUUUCUAAGCAGUUGGACUUUCUGCUUGUUUCGUGCUUUGAGGGUUUGUUGUGGUGCUUGUAUUGAUUCUUUUCUCAUUGUAUAUCUGUGUUCUCCCCACACCCCCGCAAAAACUCAGCAAGCGAAUUGCUAUUUCUGGAGACAAGUUCGUUGAAGCCAUCGAGAAUUAUUUUCUGUGGUGUAUUCCCUUUACUUUAUGUCUCCCUGAUGUUUCAACGGUUUCCUGGGUAUAUUCAUGAGCAAGAUGCAUCCACUUGGCAAAUUAAUCUGUUGCAUGUGAUUUGUGAAAAAAUUCCAUGGCAGUAACCUUCUGAGUA